GUUAACAGCCGGGUCUUGUUGGGCAAACAAACAAAAGCGAUUGUGUUUGGGUUUAAACACCUAAACCCUUCUCCAACUUGGCUGCCCGUCGACCAUCGCGCUGCGCUUCCCGCCUGCCGUUUUCACCAGCAAUUCCUCAAUAUACGCAGUGUCAGUGUGGAGAACCCACCAAGUCACCCGUCUCUUUCAGCGGAAAAUCUGUAAAUUCUUGAAGAACUAUCUUCAGAGAGCGGGUUGAAACGCAGAUUUGUAUUCCUAAGAACGGGUGAGUUCAUCCACAAUUUAUCUUCAUCAGCCGUGAUAUCAUUUAUGUAUUGAACCAUGUCCGGUUUACUCUAUAAAGCAGUAUUCCCAUUCCGUAGGCAUCUGGGUGAUUCUUGCUUGUACAAAUCCUCACUGGGUAUUUCUUUUCGUAAUGUGUGGGCUCCUUCUGUGAUUAAACCGGAAAAGGUUGAAAAUUUCCGUGCUAUUCUGGAAAAUUAUGAAUUCAGUGAUACCCAGAUUUCUAUACUUGCCAAGUUACUCCCAAAUAUUUUCUCAUUCAGUCUCCAGAACAAUAUUUUGCCUAAACUCAAAUUCUUUCUCUCUAUUGGACUCUCGACCUCUGAACUGCCAAAAGUUAUUAUGGUCAAUCCUGCAUUGUUGUCAGGAAGCAUUGAAAAACAGUUUAUCCCCUGUUAUAAUUAUCUCAAGACUUUAGUGAAUUCUGACGAAGAUAUUGUACGGACCAUAAAGCGCAGUCCUAGAAUUUUUUCUUGCAAUUUGAAUAUAAUGGUGUCCAAUGUAGAGCUAUUGGCACAGGCUGGGGUACCACAGAGCUUUAUCUCAUACAUUUUAACUCGCUACCCUCAUUCACUGCAAAUGAAAUGUGAUAAGUUUAAGAGGAGUGUGGACAAAGCAAUUAAAAUGGGAUUUGACCCCUCGACGAUGAUAUUUAUUCGGGCAAUUUAUGUGUUGUGUGAAAUGAGCGAGCAGGCAUGGGGCAGCAGAAUCAAGGUUUAUAGGAGGUUCGGUCUGUCAGAUACUGAGAUCCUAUCGGCAUUUAGAUCACAUCCUUUCUUUAUGAAGUUGUCCGAGGAAAAAAUUAUGAGGGGAAUGGAGUUUUAUGUAAAGGAGAUGAGCUGUUCUCCUGCCAAUGUUGCCCGAUCCCCAAUUGUCCUCUUUUACAACAUGGAGAGGAGGAUCAUACCAAGGUGUCGUGUGAUUAAGAUGUUGAUGGAGAAAGGUUUGGUCAAGAAAUAUUCUCUCGCAAACGUUUUGGCAUGUACUGAUGAGCAAUUCCUCAAAAGGUUUCUUGUUCCACCUCGUGCAGAUUGCACAAUUGAGUACUAUUUUCACUAUGGGUCACCUUAUUUCUUUUGUGGAAAUAAAUAAACAAGAAUUACAGUUUGAAGAAAAGAUAAUAUCUGGCUGGAAGCUCUGGAAAAUUGGAAGAGAAUCACAUUUAGCAACGACAAUCUGGUACCCAAGCCUGUCAGCUAGAGCAAGCCCUUCGCAAGGUGCAACAGCUUCGACUUCUUCUACCGAUAAUCUGCCUAGGAAUUGUAGGGAGCUGCUGCCACCACGGCCACCGCUAGGUGAUCUCUAAUGACAUUUCCCAAUCCAAUCAAUCUCAACGCCAUUCGAACGGAAGCAUCCGUAUUUAAUUUGAAAAGCCCAUAUCCAGCAACUGCCUCACUCUCCCCUCUUCAGCCAGUUCCCAAGUCUACACCUAGGGGCGGCGCCAUAAAUUUGUUCAGUGCGGGCAUAAUUUAACCCACGUCGACCAUUAUGUUUUGGUUAUGAAUUUAGUGAU
Olea europaea var. sylvestris is the source of this 1795-nucleotide messenger RNA. RefSeq names its product transcription termination factor MTERF6, chloroplastic/mitochondrial-like. Gene Ontology annotation, biological process: regulation of DNA-templated transcription; chloroplast organization. The record is from RefSeq and is a predicted model, not a curated record. Gene Ontology annotation, cellular component: chloroplast. NCBI's taxonomy places the organism in Eukaryota, Viridiplantae, Streptophyta, Magnoliopsida, Lamiales, Oleaceae. The transcript is spliced from 2 exons. The coding region runs from base 322 to 1374 and encodes 350 amino acids. Gene Ontology annotation, molecular function: double-stranded DNA binding.